GUCGAUUGAGUACGCAAGAUCAUAUUGAUAAUUUGAACUCACGAUAUCUUUACUCGUAUUAGCUUUUUUUUUUUAAAGCUAGAACGACAGUAUAGGCACAUCAUUUUGCCGAAAGCCACAAUAAACAAAAACUGGAAAUUACUUUAUUCGUCCCUUCGUAGUAAUUUUGAGAGAAAAGGUCAUCGUAGCUUCGGGUUUAGCGUAAAUCAAGUGAGAGCAGACGACAUAUCACCAUGUCUGGGCGAGGAAAAGGCGGGAAAGGACUGGGGAAGGGCGGCGCCAAAAGGCACCGGAAAGUGUUGCGUGAUAACAUCCAGGGGAUCACCAAGCCAGCAAUUCGACGCCUGGCCCGGAGGGGAGGUGUCAAGAGAAUCUCCGGUCUCAUCUACGAGGAAACCCGUGGCGUUUUGAAGGUUUUCCUCGAGAACGUUAUCAGAGAUGCUGUAACCUACUGCGAGCAUGCCAAACGCAAAACAGUCACUGCGAUGGAUGUAGUUUACGCCCUCAAGCGACAAGGACGGACUCUCUAUGGCUUUGGCGGAUAGGUGGUUCGGGCGAAUAGGGGGAAAUCCAUUCUCGACAUCGUCAUAGCAACGAGAAUGCGUCCGUAGCAACGUUGCUGUAUGGUCAAGGACUGAAAUCUAAGAUCUGUUUUUGACAGCCUGUCGACAUAAUCGCAUUUUCUCCCCUGAUACUCCCACCAUGCUUCUGCAAAUGAUACAGUUAUACCCGUGAUAUUUCAUUUUUCAUUUUCAUUUAUUUUCAUAUUUCUCAUGUUACAUAUACAUUUCAAAAUAUUAAUUUUUUUUCUUCAAUAAUACAUAAUAAAUAACAUAAAAAUAAGAAGUCAAUAUAUAGUUCUGAUUUAACAUAGAAAUAUGAUGGGACCUGUAUCUAAGCAAGCUUGUAAAGUUGUAGGCCCCGGUGAAAUAAUUUGUGGGGAUUAAUGGAGGACGGAUAUAAAUACAAGUGAUAUGUUGCCAUUGUGUUGUAUAGUAUGGCUUCAUUUAGAGACUAUACAGACUAAUCUGAAUUUGCCAACAAGUUAUUUCUUGAACAGAAUUGGUUUUCCGUAUUUAUUUAUACAGUAAGGCAUUAUUGUAUCAUCCGAUUUACUUUAUGUUUUCCUUUAUGAUUUGAUUAAAAUAAAUGUCUUUUGUACCUAUGUUACACUGAUUAUCAACAUUUGAAUAUUAUACUCAAAACGUUGUACUUUUAUAUAUAAUAUGUAUCAUACAAAAUUAUUGUAAUAGGCCAUUUUCGUAAUGUGAUCAAAUUUAAUGGAUAAAUCUUGGUUAAGUGCCUCGUUACAAAUUAUUUCAUUCGAUUAAUUAAUCGAAGUUGAAUGCACUCUGCACUCUUUGUUCAGAAGUUAUGUUUUAUUACAUAUUACUUCCUUUUCACAACCAUGUCUACCUCACUUAUUUAAUAUUGUAGAAUAGUUAGUUUGGUGUUUGUUUGUUUCAGUGUUUAAUUUGAUUUGUCAUCGUUGAUUAUUGUUUGGAUUCUAAAUCUGGUAUCCUGUUACUAAACGCAUUUUUCGUUGACAACACAUUUAGCCCCGGAUUGUAUGUGUAAUUUCUUUGUUUGUUUAGUGUUUAAGGGUCUUAUUCGUUCUGCAGAUGAACACUGUAGACAACCAUGAUUUACAAUUUGUAUGAAUUGUUGUUAUUGUGGUUUGAUUUUGUAUUAUUUAAUUUAAUUUAAUACACAUCUUCUAUUCAUCCCACGAGCUAUAAUUCGUUCUGAUCUAAUAGUACCUACACCGACUUAAAAAAUAAUAAGGUAUCAAAUACUUGCUUCAUAAUUUGUAAGAUAUUGGAAUUAUUCUUGAAAUGUUUUAAUAUGUCAUUUCAAUAAAUCGUAGAGAAGUAAAACUUGCAGGCGUAUUCUAUGUUAUGUCAUUUUCAUAUCUAAUCGUGUAACAAACGAUAUUAGAUCUGUAAAGCUGAUUGCAUUUUCACAACUUGUGUGUUUAAGAUUUU
This is a messenger RNA of Strongylocentrotus purpuratus (purple sea urchin), 1985 nucleotides long. Its product is annotated as histone H4. The transcript has 2 exons. Gene Ontology annotation, biological process: nucleosome assembly. The record is from RefSeq and is a predicted model, not a curated record. NCBI's taxonomy places the organism in Eukaryota, Metazoa, Echinodermata, Echinoidea, Camarodonta, Strongylocentrotidae. The coding region runs from base 234 to 545 and encodes 103 amino acids. Gene Ontology annotation, cellular component: nucleosome. Gene Ontology annotation, molecular function: structural constituent of chromatin; DNA binding; protein heterodimerization activity.